AUGUACAUGCCUGUUGUGAGCGGUCUUGAGAGCAAUCAUGACUUUUCCAACUUUGAAGAGAAAAACAGUAAUUCUUUCCCUAAAUUUUAUCUACUCACCCCUCCUGUAGGGGUGAAUUACCCUUUAUUCCCACACCAGGAUGUUAUGCCUUUAAUAGAUCCCUGCUCAGGUUCUGUGAGUCUAAUAGCAGAUGCUGACAGUGUUGGAAGAGCUAUUGAAUCCCUGGUGGACUACAGUGAUAUGAAACCUCACCUGGUCCCCACAGGAGGCCUUCAGGAGGAAACUGGCCAGAACAGACAGUGGGAGUCAGGACAUGAUUCAGAGGGCUUAACACAGAGGUGGGCAUGGGGAUUGCAGAAUGAACCAGGUUGUUCGACAAGUCUGAUAAGGAGCAGAGAUGACUUCUUGCCCCCGCUGGAAGCUAACAUAUUUAUCUUUCCAGGCCAUGAGGCAGCUGAGUUGCUCAGUAGCUGUGCUGGUGCAGUAUAUUUUGAAGACAUUGACAAUGCUGGUGUAGACUUAAUCCCAUUUAACCAUGUGCAAACUUCAAAGUCUCGCUAUACAAGCAUUGCACACACUCCAACUAUCCCUGGAUACAGUGGCAAGGUUCAUUGAUCGGCAACUCACCCGGGAAAUUCUAAUCUUCCAUCAACAACCCCAUCAGUAAUUGCACAAAUGCAUGGAUACAUAGCAAGAUGUGGAGGUUUGUCUCAGUAUAAGCACCAAGGACUUUUUUCUCAAGUGUUUGCUCCAGUUGGUCCUCAUUCUUUCAACAAGGCAGAACAAGAAACCUUUACAAUUUAG
Molecule: messenger RNA, 804 nt
Organism: Corapipo altera (White-ruffed manakin)
Lineage: Eukaryota; Metazoa; Chordata; Aves; Passeriformes; Pipridae
Gene: SPMIP7
Product: spermatogenesis associated 48
Source: RefSeq, a predicted model, not a curated record